AAGAAUUGUUUUUCCGAGAAGUAUGGAAGACUCUUGACAUGAAGAAGAAGUCCUUGCAAAAACAUAUUGAUGUGAAACGGCGAUUUGCGGUUGGAUUCCAUGACAAUGAAAUCAUUGAAAAACUUAAGCUGUCCAUUGCUGAUGUUGUGUGCAGGCUUGAUCACUGGGGUGAGGAGCUUCCACAGUCAUGGGCUAUGUUUGAAACAUUCUUUCUGGAAAAGAAAAUUCGCAAGAUUUUGAGUACGGUUGAACUUCAGUCUUUUAAUGAAACAUUGCCUGAGGGAAUAAAGCUCAAAACUACUGAAGAUAUGGAUGCCAUGCUGCAGUUCUUCCAUGACAUCAGAGAACUUAUGCACUUCAAUCAACAAUUCCUCAAUAAAGUUAUUAUCCUCGAUGUUCAGUGGUUUGCAGAUGCCUUUAGAAAUGUCAUAACAGACAAAAACCAUGCAAAAGAAGAUUUAUUUGAAUAUGCCUCAGAAUGGGACAAAUUCAAUGAAACUGGAGAGUUAGAUGAAGCACUACUAUGUGCCAUAUGGAGAAUGAACAACAAUGGUUACCUUGAGCACAAAGAGGAUAUCAUGAUGUACAUGGAGAAGUUAGGACUCUUAGCUAAAAUGAGCGACAAAAUAUGGUAUGUCCCAUGUAUGAACAAGAUGCAAUUUCCAGUAGACUGCUUUUCAUCAUACCCUGCCUCCUCCAUCCUUUGCUACACGUUUGAUGUUCUUCCUGUGGAAAUUUUCCAUCGCCUUGUAGCAACGUGCAUGCAGAUUCCUAACUGGGAGAUUUUUACAGAUGAAGACAGAGGAUGCAUUUACCAGACUGCAGCUAUUUUUAUGUUUCAUGACCAGCACCAUAACAUCAUGCUUGGAAUGACGCAAUCAGAAAUUCAGUUGCAAGUGUUUGUUGUGGAGGGAGAAGUUGAUGUUUCAACCUGUCACCAGAUUAGGGAAAACAUUGAGCGUAUGUUACACAACCUUUCCAACACAUUCCAGAAAAACUCAGAUUUCCAGGUUGCAUUCAAAUGCAAAUCAACUGGAUUUUGUGACAGCAAAGAAAGUGCUGUCAUAAGUGAAUCUAAGUGUAUCAAAGAAACUUUUCUGUGUCCAUCCUGUCCAGCAAACAGGAAGCACCGUGUCAACACAGAAGAUAUAACGAAAUAUUGGAAACAGAUAAAACCAAGUAUUUCCAGUACGACGAGUGCUUCUGGUCAAGACUUGGGGGGUCGAUCUAGAUUUGCCAAACUUGGAAUGGCAACAAACGAUGUGCUGAGUCAGGUAUACCGAGAUAUACUAGAGAUGGAGGUUCUCCCUUCCCUUGUUUACACCAAAGUGAAAGCUUUACCAAAUUUUUACAAAAGAUUGCGCCCAGAACAAGAAAAACUCCUGAUAGAUGCAAAACAUUCGGGAUAUAAGAAUUUUGAUAUUUCAUUAACAUACACAUUGAUCAGAAACAUUUGUUCAACGACUAAGAUUCCUAAACCAACAAAACGAAAAUGGGGCGACGAGCCUGCAGCAGGAGAAGUGACCGUGGGUGAUGAUGUCGAGAGAAUUAGGUCAAUCCGGAACGGUUUGACUGCACAUGUGAGUUCAGCCUCAACCCCUCAGAAAGAAUUCGAUGAUACCUGGUUAUUGAUGUCAGAUAUCUGCAAAAGACUUGAAACCUUCACUGGAAAGAAGUACUUGGAUAAACUUAAUAACAUUCAAAAACUGACUCUGAAAGAGGAAGAUGAAAAUGAUAUUAUUGAAAAGGUUAAAAUGGAAAGUCAGCAUGAAAUGGUGAAAGAAAUGUGGUCAGAUGUGAAAGAGCUUAAAGAAGCAGUAUUGAGGUCUGAGGCAAAGCAUGCUUCAAAUUAUGAAUAUUAUUCAUAGAAUGCUAUGGUCAGGUGUGUUUUCCUUUUUAGGUUUUU
This is a messenger RNA of Saccostrea cuccullata (small rock oyster), 1906 nucleotides long. RefSeq lists its product as uncharacterized. The transcript has 2 exons. The coding region runs from base 39 to 1868 and encodes 609 amino acids. The record is from RefSeq and is a predicted model, not a curated record. NCBI's taxonomy places the organism in Eukaryota, Metazoa, Mollusca, Bivalvia, Ostreida, Ostreidae.